This is a messenger RNA of Camellia sinensis, 2269 nucleotides long. RefSeq lists its product as uncharacterized. Gene Ontology annotation, molecular function: glutaminyl-tRNA synthase (glutamine-hydrolyzing) activity. The record is from RefSeq and is a predicted model, not a curated record. NCBI's taxonomy places the organism in Eukaryota, Viridiplantae, Streptophyta, Magnoliopsida, Ericales, Theaceae.
ACUUGCCAAACACGGCCUAAAAGGCCGAACAACAACGAGGAAGCCUUUCAUCAAUAAUGCUGCAACAGGUUGAGGUGUAAACUCGCUUUACUCCGACAUCGGUGAAAUCAACGACAUGUGUCUUCCUCGGAGUGCUGCGAAGCCCCUCCUUCGUCGGACAAGUAUCACACUGUUUUUGUUGUGCGCAUUUGUGAUGUUGUUUGCAUUCGUUGUUGGGCCUACUACUCGCUCUACUCUUAGCACCGUCUCUUCCACAACUACAGCAAUACCAUCUUCCCACUGUCUUCUCGCCGGAACCCAUCACAACAUCGCCGGAACCCAUCAAGGGAGUGCAUAUAAAAAAAAAUGGGAAAUGUUGUCUAAGAAUGUUCGAGGUUCAAUCCCAUACCUUUUUUUCCAGGACAGUGAGAAGUUUGAAUCUAAGAACAACACAGAAUGCUCACUUACAAAUAUGUUUAAAUUACUUGAUGCUGGCUUCUUCAAUUAUACAGAGAUGCUGGAGAUUAUAAAGGGUGUAAAAGAGUUCAAUCAACCGAUAAUCAAAUCCAAUCGGAAAUUAGUUGCUUCUACGAAUGGAGGGUUACACAAUCCAUCUUGUUUGGUUUUUAAUCCGCAUUGGGGCAAUGAUCAAGCACAAGAUUUGCGCAAGAAGUUAAAUAUUCCUUCUCUCUUCGGUGUACAAAGGCCUAAAAGUGAAGAAGACAUUGCUUUCAUGACUGUUCUUGAACUGGGUCAACUCAUUAAGACAAAACAAAUCACGUCCGAGGAGCUUACUGGGAUUUUCUUGAAGAGAUUAAAGAGAUACAAUCCUGUUCUUGAAGCUGUGGUCACUUAUACUGAAGAACUAGCAUAUAAACAGGCAAAAGAGGCCGAUGAACUACUUGCGAAAGGCGUAUACUUGGGUCCUCUCCAUGGAAUCCCAUAUGGGUUAAAAGAUAUAAUUGCAGUACCCCAUUACAAGACAACAUGGGGUUCAAGAAGUUUCAAAAAUCAAGUUCUAAACAUUGAAGCUUGGGUUUACAAGAGGCUGAAGUCUGCAGGGGCAGUUCUCGUGGCAAAACUUGUCACGGGAUCAUUGGCAUUUGAUGAUAUCUGGUUUGGGGGCAGAACAAGGAACCCGUGGAAUAUUGAGGAAUAUUCCACGGGUUCAUCUGCUGGGCCUGCUGCCUGCACCUCAGCAGGUAUGGUUCCGUUCGCAAUUGGUUCUGAAACAGCUGGUUCCAUCACCUACCCUGCUGCUCGUUGUGGUGUGACUGCACUGCGCCCAACUUUUGGUUCUGUUGGAAGAACCGGUGUCAUGAGCAUAUCUGAGAGCUUGGAUAAGCUCGGGCCUUUCUGUAGAAGUGCUGUGGAUUGCACAGUUGUUCUUGAUGCCAUUCGAGGGAAGGAUCCGGAUGAUCUGUCAUCGAGAAAUAUUUCCCUCGAUGAUCCGUUUUCGGUUGACAUUGCAAAGUUAACUGUUGGAUAUCUUGAUGAUGCUGAGAUGGAGGUUGUCCAUGUUCUUCGGUCCAAGGGUGUUAAUAUGGUUCCUUUCAAACUGAAUUACAGUGUUGACUCAGUUCAAGGUAUAAUGAAUUUCACAAUGGAUGUAGAUAUGUUGUCCCACUUCGAUGAGUGGCAGCGAUCUAGGCAGGAUGACAACUAUGACGCUCAAGAUCAAUGGCCUGUUGAACUUCGUCGUGCUCACAUGGUACCUGCAGUGGACUAUCUUCAGGCACAGAGAGCGCGAGGGAAAUUGAUAAGGGAAGUGAAAGAGAGCUUCACAGUUGAUGCAUUUGUUGGAAAUGCAACAGACUGGGAAAAAGUUUGCAUGGGAAAUCUAGUUGGGAUGCCAGUAAUAGUAGUUCCAACUGGUUUUAAAAUGAUAUCAGACCCACCUCCUUUAAACCAUACUCGCCGAAGAACUACCAUCACUACUGGCAUUUAUUCCCCUCCAGAGCAUGAUCACAUUGGUUUAGCUCUGGCGAUGGCAUAUCAAUCAGUGACCAAUCAUCAUAAACAGCGGCCACCAAUAGAUGAUCUAGAGCCAAAUGACUCAAUCCCCAAUCCCCCAAGGGCCACCAUCCCUCCCCGCCAAUUGCCUGGCUGAAUCCUUCAUUUCUCAUAUCUAGAUUUAUUAUUCGGAUAUUUAUUAAUAAAUCAUAUGUCACAAACAAGUAUUUUAAUUAGUUCUAAUUUUUUUUUAUUAAUAUGUUAAGUCAUAUUAGUGGAGAGUUUCUUUCUGUGUGAUCUUAUUUUUUUAUUUUGAUAGUAUUUUGAUGGACAUCUA